This is a messenger RNA of Myripristis murdjan (pinecone soldierfish), 1551 nucleotides long. It is a transcript of the gene f9a, whose product is annotated as coagulation factor IXa. Gene Ontology annotation, molecular function: serine-type endopeptidase activity; calcium ion binding. Gene Ontology annotation, biological process: proteolysis; blood coagulation. Bases 1 to 1551 code for a protein of 516 amino acids. The transcript has 8 exons. Lineage: Eukaryota; Metazoa; Chordata; Actinopteri; Holocentriformes; Holocentridae. Gene Ontology annotation, cellular component: extracellular region. The record is from RefSeq and is a predicted model, not a curated record.
AUGGCUUCAGUAUUUCUGUGUAUCCUGUGGUGUGUGCUGCUGUUGGACAGUCGGCCAGCCUCUGGAGCUCCGGCCACAAGCCAAGUAUUCCUGUCUGACCAGGCAGCAACUGGUGUGCUUCGGAGACACAAACGCUAUAACACCGGGGUGUUUGAAGAGUUUCUGGAGGGUGAUUUGAACAGAGAGUGCAUUGAGGAAAAAUGUGACCUGGAGGAAGCCAGGGAGAUCUUUGAGAAUGAUGAGAGGACAAUGGAGUUCUGGGUGGGAUAUGUAGAUGGUGACCAGUGCAAAUCAGGCCCAUGUCAGAACCAAGGGACAUGUAAAGACCACCUUGGCUCUUACACCUGCUUGUGUCUGCCUGGCUUCACUGGCAGGAACUGUGAGAUUGUAACAGCUAGAAGGUGUGACUUCAACAAUGGAGACUGCAUGCACUUCUGUCAGUCGAUGGGCAACUUUGGAGCAAAAUGCUCCUGUGCGGAUGGAUAUGUGCUGAUGCCUGAUGGGAUGAAUUGCCAGCCAGAAGCUGAAUUCCCCUGUGGAAGAACUGUCCUGACAGUGAUAAGUGCAAUCUCCACCAGGUCUCUAGUCAUAAACGAGACAUCAAGCCUGCAAAACAUCACCUCACUGAAAAACAGCGCUACCACUACUUCCCAUCCCACAACUUCAGCCAGUACCACAGUGCCUGACUCUGCAUUAAACCUGUCUCGAAGCAAGCUGCCCCUGUGGGUGCACAAUGAUGAUCCCAUCCCCACAGAGACAGUCACAGCUCAAGGCAUUGAAACUCUCAAACGCAUUGUUGGUGGCAAAGAGGUAGUUCCAGGAGAGAUACCAUGGCAGGUGGCCUUAAUAGCCCGUCCCAGUGGUCAAUUGUUCUGUGGGGGCUCGAUUCUCAGCGAGCUGUGGGUUAUCACUGCUGCACACUGCCUGGUGGAGGGUCAGGGCUCCUUCUUCAUCAGAGUUGGGGAGCAUAACAUCUAUAACAACGAGGGCAGUGAGCAGGAUUAUGAAGUGUUGGUGGAGCAUGUACACCCCCGCUACGAUGCCAGUGUGAGCAUGUACAACCAUGACGUCGCACUGCUGCGUCUCCAAAGUCCCAUCAAUUUCUCCACCACAGCGCGUCCCAUUUGCUUAGGGCCUAAAGCCUUCACAGAGGCUCUCAUGAAGGAGGCGUCUCCUGCUACUGUCAGCGGCUGGGGCCGAACACGUUUCCUGGGUUCCACAGCAACCGCGCUGCAGAAAGUUGAGGUCCCCUUCACGGAUCGUACAGAGUGCAAGGACAGCAGCAGUGCCCGGAUCACACGCUACAUGUUUUGUGCAGGAUAUUAUGAUGAGGCCAAAGACUCCUGCCAGGGGGACAGCGGAGGCCCUCAUGCCAACCGGUAUCAUGACACCUGGUUCCUGACGGGCAUUGUGAGCUGGGGGGAGGAAUGUGCAAAAGAAGGGAAAUAUGGUGUGUACACUCGGGUGUCUCACUACUACCGCUGGAUACAGCACAUUAUAGGACUGACUGAACACAGACUUGCUGUUGAUGUAGAAGAACCUGACCCUUGA